Messenger RNA from Acanthochromis polyacanthus (spiny chromis), 3877 nucleotides. It is a transcript of the gene adgrf3a, whose product is annotated as adhesion G protein-coupled receptor F3a. Bases 407 to 3487 code for a protein of 1026 amino acids. The transcript has 21 exons. The record is from RefSeq and is a predicted model, not a curated record. Gene Ontology annotation, molecular function: G protein-coupled receptor activity. Gene Ontology annotation, biological process: cell surface receptor signaling pathway; G protein-coupled receptor signaling pathway. Lineage: Eukaryota; Metazoa; Chordata; Actinopteri; Pomacentridae. Gene Ontology annotation, cellular component: membrane.
GAAAGCUGCAACAGAAUCCAUCUUCUCAGGCUUCAAGCUCUGCACUUGUGGUUGAUCCACAGUUUAUCAGAAAAUCAGCGUCCUGUUCUGAACUACUGGGAGCUGAAGCGUGUUUUAGGUGUUGAGAUCUCCACCUAAUCACCUGCCAGCUGAAGCAGCUUCAUAAGUGUGCUGCUGACAUUUCAUGAGCGCAGACGGAUCCUAAACAUCAGGAGAUGCUGCUGUGACGGUUUGCUGAUAAAACCAGAUUCAAGACACCUUGUGCCAGAUGCAGCAAAGCAGCUCCAGAACACAACAGAACUUCCUCCAUGUUUCACACUGAAGCAGCUUCAUAAGUGUGCUGCUGACAUUUCAUGAGCGCAGACGGAUCCUAAACAUCAGGAGAUGCUGCUGUGACGGUUCGCUGAUGCAUGCUGAGAAAACCAGAAACAUGAUGUGGACCUUCAUAUUCCUUUCUGUCCUGUCCCUAAACAUCUGUCAGGCUGCUGCACAAGGAAACUCGACGCAAAAGUACUACUUCAAAUUGAAAAUAGACAAAAACGCAAUCGGAAAUGUCACCAAGCUACUGAGACCUUUUGUGAAUGACACCAACUUUAGCAUCGAAGAUUUGAAAAUGACGACAGAGUGUACGGAGAACUCAGACAGUGUAAAGUGUAGCUGCAAACUAAACCACAGGUGGAGUGAUGAUGUUUGUUGGUCUCAUAAGAUGUGUUGUGGUGACUCAGAAUGCACCUUCCCGACAAACUCAAGUCAAAUGUGUGUUUCUGUCCGUUCAGUUGCUGUUUCCGGGUAUCUCACUCUGGGACAAAAUUAUUCUGAUUGUCUGAGAGAUAACACAACUGAGAAGUACAAGGAAUGUAAUGACAAAUUGCUCAUGAAGAUGAAGGAGGUGUACAGCACUAUCAGGGGAUUUGACACCUUAAAAAUCACAAGAUACAGGAUUGGAAGCGUCAUCGCAGAGUUUGAAAUGAAUACUGCUGACGGGGUCAAUUCAAAGGAUCUGAUCAAUAAAGCGCAAGAACUGAGCAAACGCCUGCCAGCGACAUUUCAUUUGGAGACUGCAGGUGUUGUCAGCUUAGACAUGCCACCCAACUUUACUUGUUAUGGAAGCAGUGUCGUCCUCAGGUGCAAUUCAACGGAGGAUCUGGGCGUUACGCCAAAGUGGAAUCUGAAAAGACCGGACAGAAUAUUUGAGAUAACCUCAGGCACAGUUGCAAAUGUGACAUUAGGAAAAAGGGAGACCACUCUCAACCUCACAGAAGUGUCUGAACUCUGGCAAGGAAACUACUCGUGUACAUACACACAAGAGCAGCCUAAUGUCACCAUAAUACACAAAGACACCGGUUUCCUUGAUGUUUCCCUCCUGCCAAAAAUCUCCACUUCCACAGAUCCACCUUUUGUGCGCUGUGAAACCAUAAACAGUGUUGUGACAGUAACCGCUAAAUGUGAGAUAAGUAAAAGCAGUGAGCCUUAUGUGGUGACCUGGAUAGGUAACGCCAUCCCGCAGGAUCCACCAGAUAAGAGUGAAGAAACAAUUGUCUAUAAAGCUGUUCAAAUAAUGACCUGUAAUCCACCCCCCGUGAAACCUGUAGAACUACAGUGCAAAUUUAGGAACAGAUGCAGCCAAACCAGAAGUGGUGACAUUAAGAUAUAUUUCAUUAAAGUGGGUGAAAAGUUUUGUGCAGCUGAAGGUGAUUGGUACGACACCAAAGCUGGUUUCACUGCAGAGUUAAAAUGCAAGAAUUCCGCUGGUGUGAGACUACGGAAAUGCAGUGAGGCGGGGGGAUGGGAAGAGGAGGACUCGAGGUGUGUGCUCGUGGAACUUGAAAGAACUCUGCAACAAGCAAAAAUUGUUAACACUGGACUUGGCUUUAAAGAGGAAAAUGCUGCAGAUGUGCUUUCCAGCUUAGAGAACGCCACUAAUAACACCGAGAAUAUCGACACUUACGCCAACGUGAACAUAUCGGUCCACGUCCUCAGCACCUUGCACCAAAGGCUGGAUGAGAUAAAUAAUAACUCCUCGAUAGAUCAUCUUCUUGAGUCAUCUAGUAAUCUGCUCGAUAGGUCUCUUAACAAAUCCUGGACGUCACCACCUCGUGAUAUCAAUUUGACACUGGCUGACACGUAUCUGAGUUCACUCGAGCGAUUAAUCAAAAUAGCAAACACAACGGACAUCAGCAGAAAACCAAACGUAGAGGUCGUCACGUGCGUCAACAAAACGGAGUGUGAAAACUCGGUGUUCAAUGUCAACGUCUCCCUUAAAAAUUGGGAAAGCGGCGUAGUGAAAACAACUGGAUUCAAACAGCUGGAGAGCUACCUGCCCCACGACUGGGAGAUGAAACCCAACAGCAUCGUUAUGUCGACGACCACCAAUGGAAGCACAGAUAAGGUCAAUAUUACAAUCAAUUUCCCGCUCAUCACGCCAAGGCCUCGCCACGUUAGGCUUGAGUGCGUCUCGUGGAACAACACAGCCCGAAAGUGGUCUUCAGAUGGGUGCAAAUGGGCAGGAGCUGAUGAUGAAGGACGCUGCACCUGCACGCAUUUGUCCUCGUUUGCAAUUCUUCUGAGCAGAUAUCCCAUGAAUAUCACUGGCGAGACUGAGAUGACCUACGUUGGGUUGUCUGUGUCAAUCAUAUCUCUGACUAUCAGCCUCCUGAUCGAACUGGUCGUCUGGAGCGACGUAGUCAAGACAAAUACUUUACAUUUACGCCACACCGCCCACGUGAACAUCUCUGUGUGUUUGCUGGUUGGAAAUUGCUGUUUUCUAGCGUCCAGUAAGCCACGUGAUUUAUCACACAUUUGGUGUAAAACCCUCACGGUGCUGAAGCAUUUCUCCUACCUGUCCAUGUUCUUUUGGAUGCUGUGUCUGAGCGCCACACUUCUCCACCAAACGCUUUACCUGUUCCAUCAAGUGAGCAGGACAAAGUACCUGAGGUUCUCCAUGAUCGUAGGCUACGGCUGUCCUUUGCUUAUUGUCUUUGUCACGUUUCUUACCAACAACUCUGGCGGUGAGAGCUCCUACUACCAUAAAGACACCUGUUGGCUGGUUUAUGUCGGACUCAUGUCGGGGUCCAUCUUCACGUUUGUCAUCCCAGUUGGUAUAAUCGUCUUCGUCAACAUCUUCUCCAUGCUGGUGGUAAUCAUGAAGCUGUUGCAUCACCAAGAGAACAUGGACAAAUCCCGUGAGAAAGAGAAAGCAGCUGCAAAAACCAUCUUGAGGACAGUUGUUCUUCUGACUCCAGUCUUCGGCGUGACGUGGAUUUUUGGACUCGCUGUGUUGAUUGUUGACCUCACAUCUGGUCCCAUUGCUUAUUUAGUCAACUAUGUCUUCAUCUUCAUGAACGGAUUCCAGGGUUUGUUCAUUUUGCUGACCACAUGUCUGGGGGACAGAACGACCCGUGAAGCUCUGCUCAAACGCUUCAGGAAAAAAGCUCCAGCAUCCACCAGCGACAGCAGCGUGAAGUUAGACUUCAAAGUGAAGAAGUGAAAAUCACCAGAAAAACAAUGCAUUUUACACACAGGAAAAAGCGCUAUUUGCUCUUUAAAGUGACUGUUUCUGUUGUUUACUUUGGUUUACUGCCAGUCAGACAAGUUCAAUUCACUUUACAAAGUUGUAAUAUCUGUUUUGUACAUAUCACCAUUCAUUUGUUGGCCUCAUAAAACAUCAAGUUAGCUCGACACUGAAGAAGUGUAAAUCACACUCGCAGUAAGAUGUAUUCUACUUAUAAAAUCACAGAUAACUUUAUUUAUGCUUUAAAGUCACUGUUUCUGUUGUUUAUUGUGGUUCAUUGCAAGUAAGAUAAGUUAAACUGACCAUACAAAGUUGUGAUAUUUGUUUUGUGCAUGUAAGAUCAGAUAAGAUAAUCCUUUAUUUCUC